AUGUUUGAUGCAGAAGGGACAACAAGCUCUUUCACCGAACAAGAUAACGAGUUUGAAUCUGUUCUCAGUGGGCAAAUUGCGUCUUUCGACAAUCUAUUUGAUGGUAAAACUGAGCAUGCAGAUAAUGCUGUUGAUUUCAGUGACGAGGAAGAGUUGGCCGACGAGGAGGAGCCCACUAAAGGAGUGAGCAGCGACAAUGAGGAUCUUUUUGGCGAGAAGGACGAGGAGGCUGGAUUAGAGGAGGAGGAUGAUUUUAUGAAAGAAUUAGAACAGGAAGCGUUGGAAGGUGUUGAAGGGAACGGGGACCCUGAGACAAUUUCUGAAGCUUUGUUUGGACAGAGUAUUCCUGGCCACGUGGGGUUACAGGACCUUGAUUUUGCGUCGAACUCCGUAAUAGAUUCCGCCAAGCAAAUAGGAGAUUCGGAUAUUGAGCUAUCCGAUGAAGACGAACAGAAUGGCGAGGAAUAUGGGCAUGAUAACACCAACAACAAAGCGAUAGAUGGGGAGGGACACUUGAUCUCCGAAGCUGAAAAGAAACAGAAGGAACUAGAAAAACAAAGGAAAGAGCAGGCAAUAAAGGAAGUACAGCUGAAAAUCUUUUUCCCCACUUUUGAGAAGGGUAGACACAUGAAACUACAAACCUUGUUCCCCAUAGUUCCGUUGGACUUUAGUUACCAACAACCUCCACCGGUGGAAAAGCCUCUUUUGCCAACAUGUAACAAAUUUGAUGUUAGUGUUGAUCAGAGCAUGGAGUUCAAAAUGCCUGUCAAAAAGUAUAGAGAGUAUCAGAAGCGCCUCAGAAAAGCACAUACCAAACCGGAUGUUACUAUAGUUCAAAUAAACCCAGAGGAGCAAUUGGAGCAGUCGAGCAUUGGAGAAGAAGCUGUGACACAUAAAGAGAUAAUACCUAUAAAGUAUGAUCCAGAUAUGAUUAUAUCAACAGCAGAUUGGAAUGAUGACAAUAUCUUUGAUGCUUCUGAAGAUCUGGAAAUAUUACCCCCACCGAAGCGGUUGAAGAUGGAUAUCAAUGAUUUGGACGUCUGGGAUGACGAUGAUGAAAAUAUGAUAUUUGAGGGGAACCUUAAUCUUGACUCAAUCAAUUUGAAACUGGAUAUGAAUGAUCCACAUUUGGUGUUUAUGGAAAAAGAAAAUAAAUAUCCAAUUCCAAUACAUAUCAAAAACAGUGAUGCGACGAUUCCAUCUAAUCCUAAACUCCUUGAACUUAAGUUCAAUAUCUCUAACGAUAAGGAUUACGAACCGCUAAAGGCCAAUUACCAAACCAGAGUCAGGGCUACUAUUGGAACGUUGAGUAUAGAACAUGCGCCACCAGCGUUGAGGCUACAAUUUCCCUUUUAUAAGGUUAGUCCUACGGAGAAAGAAAACAGAUUGUAUCACAGACCAAAGUUUACAGUCAAAACUAACCAAACUAUUGUGUUUUCUAAACUCAAGACUAGAAAGAAGAAGAAAGAUAGAGGUAAAGAUGUCUCUGAGAUUUUCAGAAACUCUACAGAUUUGACGCUGGGAGAUUCAGCACCUAUUUUCUUGAGUGAGUAUAGUGAAGAGUAUCCUUUGAUGAUGAACAAGUUUGGUAUGAGCACAAAGAUAAUAAACUAUUACAGAAAAAUGAACGACGACGACAACAACAGACCAAAGUCUAUUGUUGGGGAAACACAUAUUCUGGGAGUAAACGACCGCUCUCCAUUUUGGAACUUUGGCAUGGUCGAGAGAGGCACAACUGUCCCCACAUUUUACAAUAAGAUGAGCAGAGCCCCUAUUUUCCACCAUGAACCUUAUUCUACCGAUUUUUUACUCAUCCGGUCUACAGGUGGCAAUAUAGGACAACGGUACUAUUUGCGUCCUAUAAAUUACCUACUUACGGUAGGACAAACGUUACCAGCUAUAGAAAUCCCAGGCCCGCAUUCCAGGCGGGCAACUACUCUCAUGAAAAAUAGACUCCGGAUGAUUGCAUAUCGUGCAUUAAAUGCCAAUGAAAAUACUAGAAUCACAGUCAAGGAUAUCUCUGAUCAUUUCCCCAAACAAACAGACAUGCAAAUCCGUCAAAGAUUGAAAGAAUUUAUGGAAUAUCAAAGAAGCGGACCAGACCAAGGUUUCUGGACUUUGAAAUCUAACAAUAAACCGCCAGAUUAUGAAGCAAUUCGUAGAAUGAUGACUCCUGAGGAUGUCUGUGUGCUAUCCACUAUGAUGUGGGGUCAGCAAAAGUUUGAAGAUCUUGAUCUGUUCAGAAGGGAGCGUUUAGACUCUUCAGAUGAAAAUGCAAAUAAGAAGGAUAAAGACGGAAAAGAAAAUAACACAGAAGAAUCUUUGAGUCAGCAACUGGCGCCUUGGAACACGACUAGGAAUUUCAUACAGGCGACUCAAGGAAAGGCAAUGUUGCAAAUACACGGGGAGGGCGAUCCAUCUAAGAGUGGGCGUGCAAUGUCUUUCUUGAAGAUAUCAAUGAAGGGAGGUUUCAUCAAGAAUGUUGAAGGUCGAAAUGAGUCGAAGCCAGGGACUCCUUCGGGAAAUACAUCAUCUGCGCCCCACACUUAUAACGUCGCAAUCCAGCAGAAGUUAUACGAUGAGCAAAUCAACAAAGUUUGGUACAAACAAGCAGCCAGUCUAUCCAGACAGCGUAACACAGAUAAACCGAGGGUGGCUGAGAUUAAUGAGCUAAGUGACCAAUACUAUCUCAAAAAAGCUAAUCGGGCUGUUGAUGAAGAGGUGAACGAGAAGCCAAGGUACUUACGAAUCACUAGAAUGGUAAAGAAUGCAUAUGGUAUCAAGGAAAGGAAAGUUCAGGUUAUAAAAGACCCCAAAGUUGUGGAGCUGUAUGUCAAAAAGAAACAAGAGCAGUUGGUGGAAAUGAGUGCAAAUGCUGAUAGUAAUGCGGUGCUAAUUACCAACGACGAAGAGGAGAACAUGAAGGUCAAGAAACGGUUGGAACAAGAGCUUGCUAAAUUGGAAAAACAAGCCGAAAAGAAGAAGAAGAAGCAAACAGGUAUAACAGCUGCAAACAUUGACAGUGAGGGGCGUAUAAGUGGUAAAGGUAUUGGUAAAGGUAAGUCCACAAGUAGAAGAUGUGCGACAUGCGGAUCAUUGGGACAUAUCCGUACUAAUAAAACCUGCCCCCUAUACUACACAGUUCAUAACAAAUCAAACCCUAACUAUAUUCCAGGAAGUGAACUGAUUGCCCAAAAGCAAGGAAUCAACGGCGUGGGAACCAAUGGCAGCAUUACACCACAAAUCAGUACAGUCCAAUCCCCUUCGAAUGGUCCAUCUUCAGACAACUUAGAGGGGCUGCCAUCCCAACCACCCCAUUGA
Molecule: messenger RNA, 3321 nt
Organism: Pichia kudriavzevii
Lineage: Eukaryota; Fungi; Ascomycota; Pichiomycetes; Pichiales; Pichiaceae
Exons: 1
Coding region: 1-3321 (1106 amino acids)
Biological process (GO): RNA polymerase II preinitiation complex assembly; transcription by RNA polymerase II
Cellular component (GO): transcription factor TFIID complex
Molecular function (GO): RNA polymerase II general transcription initiation factor activity; RNA polymerase II general transcription initiation factor binding; histone acetyltransferase activity
Source: RefSeq, a predicted model, not a curated record